This is a messenger RNA of Paramisgurnus dabryanus, 2471 nucleotides long. RefSeq names its product tubulin, delta 1 (gene tubd1). Gene Ontology annotation, cellular component: microtubule. The record is from RefSeq and is a predicted model, not a curated record. Gene Ontology annotation, molecular function: GTP binding; structural constituent of cytoskeleton. Gene Ontology annotation, biological process: microtubule-based process. Lineage: Eukaryota; Metazoa; Chordata; Actinopteri; Cypriniformes; Cobitidae.
AUUUAAAGGUGCGUGAAACUAUAUUUCGCCUAAAAUUUAAAUAUGUAUGCUAAAUAUUUAGAUUUAAAUACAAUAUAAUGCAUUGUGACAUUAUGUUCGUGACAAUUAACUUUAUCCUUUAUAAUAACAUGUUUUAUAUAGGGCUAGCAUUUGCUGAUCUAGUACUGAUCUAUUUAUCCAUCUCGCAUAAAUGGUACAAGGGAACCACCCAAAAAUCCAAUAGACCCAUCUCCAAAAAUCGGUGUGUGUGCUCCAUCUGCUGGUUAUAAAUAUGUUUGUUACCCUAUCUCCCAUCAUGCAUCUGUUCCAAUGCUUAAACCUUUACCCGCCUUCAACUACACUGAAUGAAGAAUGUUUAAGGAAUUUACUUUUUCUUAAAUUAAGUGACACUAUUUGGCGCUGUUUAUUCAGUGGGAUGACUCUUUAAAUAGUAAACUGACAUCCAUUGUAGUUAUAAUGUUAGUUAGUUAUCGAGUGAAAACGUAUACGUUGCUAUAGCUACAGUGUAGCGUUGCGAUGCGUUUCGUUUAUCAUCGUGUAUUUAAACCGUGCUUUCAUAAUGUUAUCUUAAAGUGACCAAAAGAAACUGCAGAUAUGUCCGUAAUAAGUUUACAGGUGGGUCAGUGUGGGAAUCAGAUAGGACAAGAGCUGUUCAGUGUUAUAAAUGAUGACUGUAAUGGAGCAAACAGGAAGAAGUACAGCGAGUGCAGUAACGAGAGAUUCUUCUAUGAGAGCUCUACAGGAGAACUUGUGGCCCGGUCAGUGCUUGUUGACAUGGAGCCCAAGGUUAUCUAUCAAGCAAUAGCCAAAGCAUCUAAAUCUGGAAGAUGGAGGUAUGGAGACAAAGCAUAUUUCUCCCAGAAGCAGGGCUCUGGAAACAACUGGGCUAAUGGGUUCUCCAUACACGGGCCACGUCACAAAGAGGUUGUUGAGGAUCUGGUACGGAGAGAGGUAGAGCGCUGUGACCGGCUUGCAGGAAUUUUCACCAUGAUGAGUGUUGCGGGUGGCACCGGUUCUGGUGUGGGUACCUACAUCACUCAGUGUUUGAGGGAUAUAUACCCCCAAUCUUUCAUCUUAAAUCAGCUGGUGUGGCCUUAUGGAUCUGGUGAGGUAAUUGUGCAGAACUACAACUCUGUGCUUACUCUGUCCCAUCUCUACCAGCUCUCCGAUGCUAUUCUGGUUCACGAGAACGACGCGGUGCACAAAAUCUGCAGCCGACUGAUGAACAUCAAACACAUCUCAAUUAAUGACGUUAAUAAGGUGAUCGCUCACCAGCUAGGCAGCGUACUUCAGCCCGCGUAUACUGCUGAUUCAUCCGGCCAUUACUGCAGAAACCCAAUAGGGGAAUUGGUGAGCUCCGUCGUGUGUCACCCUGAAUACAAACUGCUAAGCCUGUGUAACAUUCCUCAGAUGUCAAGCAGCUCUUUGGCCUAUAGUGUAUUUACCUGGCCUGGCCUGCUGAAACAUUUACGUCAAAUGCUCAUCGCCAGUGCAAGGAUGGAGGAAGGAAUGGAUUGGACUGUAAGUGUGCCCUCAGUAGUCACAUAUGGAGGAGAGAGCGCAACAAACAGCAGACAGAAAAGUUUUAACAUGUCACUUGCAAAUCUUCUCAUACUGCGGGGAAAGGAUGUCUCCACCACACAGACAGAUGGUUUAAAGGAUCCUGCAUUAUAUGUGCCAUGGCUUAAAACGGAAACUAGUUUUAGCACAUGGAGCUCCCCUGUGCCCUUCAAUGGAUAUGAAAAAUCUGCCACUUUGGUCAGUAACAGCCAGUCACUUUUGAAACCCCUGGACAAUAUAGUCAGGAAGGCUUGGAACAUGUUCGCAUCGAGGGCUUAUGUUCACCAAUACACUAAGUACGGGAUAUCAGAGGAGGAUUUUCUCGACAGCUUCACUGCACUAGAACAGAUCAUCUCCAGCUACACACAUCUAUAAAUCAGCAGUGGCGGCCGGUGCCUACUCUUCUGAGGAGGCAAAAAAAAUAAUAAUGUGUUCGUUGGGUCAUGGGAACCUAUGUGCAUCGCGUGUCAUGUCAAAAUACGUGCCUGUUGCAUACGUGUCGAAAGGGUUCAAGAUAAAAGAGACGCUCACGUUUCGCAAGACACUUCUUUAACACAAGAAUCUGUAUGGGUCUAAAUUCUGUAAACAGGUCACAUUAAUGUCCAGUUAAAAAUAUUGAUUUGGAGUUUGCAAAAUACAACAAGAGUGACACUUAAUAAAAUAACAAAAAGGGCCUUUGUUGAGGAAGUCAAAAAAAUUGGCAGAGGGUGUUUUAAAAAUUAAAGUUUCUGAUGAAACCAAAAACUGCUAUCGCAAAAAACAUGAAAAGGCAAUUGUGUCAUGCUUUGGCAAGCAAUAGCUAUCUGUCUACGUUAGAGAUUCUCAAAGUGGGGUCAGCGGAACCCCUGGUGGUCCCCAAUUCUUACCCAGGAGGUCCAUGAAACAAUUUGUUAAAGUGUGUGUGUGUGUGU